UGUGUCCCUUUAACGUAAUCAAAAUAACAUCCUGGUUUCGAAAGUCUAGAGUUUAAUUGAUAACGAGAAUCUUUUACCUUUUUAGUGGAAAUGACGAGAUUAAACGUGUGUGAAAUGUAUAUUUUCCACAUAGUGUAAAUAUAGAGUGUAUCAUAAAAGGGUCAAAUAGUUCAAUAGUUCUUCAGCUUUGUCAAGAUAAAGAAAGAAUCACAUCAUGGGGAACAUCAUCCAUGGUUUUCCAGGAUUUCAAUACAUCACAAAUAGCGACAGUGGACCCCCUCCAACUAAGAAAAGAAAGCUCGAAGACGGCAGCAGUAGUAUCGGAGGCUCAAUGUAUGAAAAAGAUUUGGAAAUACAUCAUUUGAAUUCGGAAAUAAAACGUAUAAAGGAAUCGUGCGUGUCUAUUGAAGAUUAUGAAGACAUGAAACAUAAAUAUCUAAUAGAAAAGAAUGCUAAGGAUGACGCCUUACGAAGAUUGAGUGCCAUCGCUUCGAGCAAAUUACGGAAUAACAAUCCAAACAUCGCUGACCUUAGUGAUGCAAACAGACCUACAAAAAUAGCCGAAAAGUUGUCAGAGUUAUAUGACAACCAAUGGACAGACGCUUUCGGUGAUCUGGAAAAAGGCAUGAACGAAAGAGAUAUAAUCCACUUUCUAAGGGACAUCUUAAUGAAAUCCUACGCAGAAUGUAAAGCAAUAUCCUCUGAUAACUACUUUGAGAAAAUUCAAAGAUGUAUAGAAUGUCCACUACAGUUCGCAGGGUCUGGGCAGUUGAAAACGGGAUCAGUCCUUCCUGAUUAUUUGAAACAUCAAAUUAAAGAAUUCAGAAAAUUUCGUGCUAUGCAUGUAGUCAAGGAUAUCGAAAAGGCAAUAAAAGGAAAACUUAACACACAUUCCAAAAUGAAUGCAGGAGUCGAUAGAUUUAUAUCAAGCUGUGUUGAGAUCACGUGGUUAAUGGUGGUACAGGACCCUCCUCUGGUAUUGUCUGCGACAUCAUCUUCAAAGUUUGAUUCUAAAAUAUUCAGGGAAUACACAAAGCGGGGACCUAAUAUCGAUUACGUUGUCUGGCCAGCUCUUUUUCUUCAUGAAGGAGGUCCUCUGUUAGUGAAAGGGGUUGCUCAAGGAUGUGUUCAACACCAUCGAUAUCGAUAAUUUUAUUGAUCGUCAUUUUGUUUGAAUUAAAUACAUUCCAACUUUAUUGACAUUUCCAUAUAUAUUACUUGUUUUUAGUUUAAAAGGUUUAAACGAACGAACGAUUAAACGAAGAACAAACAAGCGAAUGAAUAAAAAAGUAAUGAAUUGAUUAAUAAAUUAAUUUAGGUUUACAACAAUCCGACAAAAGAGUGAAUAAUUGCCGAUUACAUAAUAAUAUUCAUUUUACAAAUUAUAAUAAAACAACACGUUUUCAAGAAAAUAAGUAUAACACCUUGUAAAACAUAAUUUGCAUGAGUCAUAAGUUCAACGAAUGGGAUAAAUAUAACGUUUUAAGUUUUUACUAUAGGUUUUUACAUGAGGAUGAUCUCAUUACAUUAUCAUAUGAUCUCUAGAACUAAAAAUAGUGUUAUGAUUGUGCUAAAUAACGAACACUUCAAUGUACAACGAA
Molecule: messenger RNA, 1601 nt
Organism: Ruditapes philippinarum (Manila clam)
Lineage: Eukaryota; Metazoa; Mollusca; Bivalvia; Venerida; Veneridae
Exons: 7
Coding region: 215-1150 (311 amino acids)
Biological process (GO): mitochondrial protein catabolic process; mitophagy by internal vacuole formation
Cellular component (GO): mitochondrial outer membrane
Source: RefSeq, a predicted model, not a curated record